Messenger RNA from Alternaria ventricosa, 981 nucleotides. RefSeq lists its product as uncharacterized. Lineage: Eukaryota; Fungi; Ascomycota; Dothideomycetes; Pleosporales; Pleosporaceae. The transcript has a single exon. The record is from RefSeq and is a predicted model, not a curated record. The coding region runs from base 1 to 981 and encodes 326 amino acids.
AUGACAUCUGCAUCUCAACUCUCGGAGUCCGAUGUCCGCCUAUUCCUGCAACAGCUUGAGGCCAAUCCUGUCGACGUGACCAAAUGGAACCCGAUGAUGCGCUUUUCGCUGCUUCGUGGUGGGCUCAUCGACUUCACAAUUUAUGGCCGUCGCGUAGGCUCAGCACCCCGUUUUGCUUUGAUGGCUGUGUCUCAAAAGGCGCUCGUAUUCCUCGCCAAGCACCCUCGCGCACCAGCAAUCAACUUCACCUUCGAUGUACCCGCUGUACAGCUGCGAGGUGGAAAUGGCCAGGCAAAACUCGUCUCCGGGAAGGGCAAGAUGCGCGAAGCUCAGAUCAAGAUCCAUGAAGCUGCUCUUGUUGCGAUCACACAAUGGCUUACGGCCCUGUGCACACCCGCACUAAUGCCUCUCAUCGGGGCAAGCUUCUCGAUCGAGACGUGUAUCCGCUUCAUCUGCGUUCACACUCUACACGCCUCAGAAUAUGUCCAGCACCUGACCGACAAGUUCAUUACAGACGCCGGUAAGCUUGCACUGAGCUCGCAGCAGGUGACAGAGCUUGUCAGGUCGUGCCGCGGUGACGACGAUCAAUUGCUCAUGGGACUCGCGGAGAAGUUGAUCGGGAAAAAGCUCGACGGCCAACUCGCCCCUAAGCAACUGAACAUAUUUCUGUGUAAGGCAGGAAACGAAUUACUGAAAAAGAAGGUCGAGACCCUGGAGAAAGAGAUGGGCUUCACGGUUAAAGGGACGGGCUCGAAGGCGACAUUGCAGUCCUGGGCUGAGGGAUUUCCUUCCUUAUCCCCCACAGCGGUAACCCGUUCCGCAGGGCGGGUUCAUGAGAUCAAGGACCAGGAGAUAAUCGAGAUCGACACAGACGUAAUGGAAGUGGAUGCCGACGGGUGGCAAAUACCUCCUCGUGCGAAAGAGAACGCGGCAGUCUCGAAGAGGCGGAAAUUGACGCACGACAAGGAUGUUAGGAAGUAA